CGCUCCGGGCACGCGGACGGUGCGCGAGUACGCGGACGCGGAAGGCAGGCCGGCAGGACUCUUCGCCGCGGGGGCGAGCGCGCAGGCGCCUUCCUGAAACCUGCUGCGGCGCGAUUCCCUACGUUCGGAGAGCGGUGGGGUUACUUCUUCCUCGAGAUAAAAAUCAAUAUUUAACUGGAAACGAAGCAUCAAUUAAAAUCCUCUCAAACUCCUAAUUCCAAAUAAUUGAUAAUAUUUCUCUGAUCAAGAAAAGAAGUGAUUGACUGCAUGUUAAAAGUAUUCCUGUAUUAGUAUUUUUUUCCUCUUCCUGAAUUCGAAGAAAAAAUAUGGAGAAAUGGUACUUGCUGACAGCUGCAGUCUUACUAGGACUGACAGUACGGUGGACAGUUUCUCUUAAUUCUUACUCAGAUCGUAAUUAGGAAACCCUGGAGUGCGGAAGCUCAGGUGCUGGAAAGCCCCCUAUGUUUGGUGAUUAUGAAGCUCAGAGACACUGGCAAGAGAUUACUUUUAAUUUACCCAUCAAACAAUGGUAUUUUAACAGCAGUGAUAACAAUUUACAAUAUUGGGGACUGGACUAUCCACCUCUUACAGCUUAUCAUAGUUUUUUAUGUGCAUAUGUGGCAAAGUUUAUAAAUCCAGACUGGAUUGCUCUCCAUACAUCACGUGGAUAUGAGAGUCAGGCACAUAAGCUCUUCAUGCGUGCAACAGUGUUAAUUGCUGAUUUGUUGAUAUACAUACCUGCAGUGGUUCUGUACUGUUGUUGUUUAAAAGAAAUCUCAACUAAGAAAAAGAUUGCUACUGCAUUAUGCAUAUUGCUAUACCCAGGCCUUAUUCUUAUCGACUAUGGACAUUUUCAAUAUAAUUCUGUGAGUCUCGGCUUUGCUUUGUGGGGUAUUCUUGGAGUAUCUUAUGAUUGGGACCUGCUAGGGUCCCUGGCAUUUUGCUUAGCUGUAAACUAUAAGCAGAUGGAACUUUACCACUCCUUGCCAUUUUUUUGUUUUUUACUUGGCAAGUGUUUUAAAAAAGGCCUCAAAGGAAAGGGGUUGGUGUUGUUAAUUAAGCUGGCUUGUACUGUCGUGGCUUCCUUCGUUCUCUGCUGGCUGCCAUUCUUUACAGAGAGGGAGCAAACCUUGCAAGUUCUAAGAAGACUCUUUCCAGUUGAUCGUGGGUUAUUUGAGGAUAAAGUAGCCAAUAUUUGGUGCAGCCUCAGUGUCUUUUUCAAGAUCAGGGAUAUUUUGCCACAUCACAUCCAGAUAAUGAUCAGCUUUUGUUUUACAUUUUUGAGCCUGCUUCCUGCAUGUAUAAAAUUGACACUUCAUCCCUCUCCUAAAGGAUUCAGAUUUACUCUGGUUAGCUGUGCACUAUCAUUCUUUUUAUUUUCUUUCCAAGUGCAUGAAAAGUCCAUUCUUUUGGUAUCAUUACCAGUCUGCUUAGUUUUAAGCGAAAUUCCUUUUAUGUCUACUUGGUUUUUACUUGUGUCAACAUUUAGUAUGCUACCUCUUCUGUUAAAAGAUGGACUCCUGAUGCCUUCAGCUGUAACAGUGAUGGCAUUUUUUAUAGCUUGUGCAACUUCCUUUUCAAUAUUGGAGAAGACUUCUGAAGAAGAAUUGCAACUGAAAUGUUUUUCCACUUCUGUUAGGAAAUAUUUUACAUGUUUUACAUUUCUUCCCAGAAUUAUACAACACUUGUUUCUUACGUCAGUAAUCACUAUGAUCCUUCUGACAAUGAUGACUGUCACACUGGAUCCUCCUCAGAAACUACCAGACUUAUUUGCUGUAUUGGUGUGUUUUGUAUCCUGCUUACAUUUCCUAUUCUUCUUGGUAUACUUUAAUAUUAUAAUCAUGUGGGAUUCCAAAAAUGGAAGAAGUCAGAAGAAAAUCAACUAGCUAUAUCUCCAAAGAAAUGUGAAAAUGUUAGUGCCACAAGGUUUUGUAAACUUUUUGCUAUGUAUAAAUAAAAGAAGCAUUUUGAGAAUCUUGGAAAUAGGAAAGGAAAUGGUGAAAAGUUAUUGUUGUCUACCCAAAAUAAAUCUAUAUGGCACCAAAGCAAUGAAGGCUUUUAUUUUCUAACUACUGAUCAAGACAUAUUAUAGUUUUAUUAUGUUCAGUUAUUCACGUGGGAAAAUAAGAGAAACGUGUCCUUAAUCAGUGUUUACUUAAGAAAUGUACUCUAUAAUUUGUUGUCUUGAAAAAAAUCUGCAGAUACAGUGAGCUUAAUCGGAGAAUUUAGUCCCUUAUUUUUGAAGGAAAUCACUAAUUUUGGUAUUCAGAUUUAGUUUUUCUUAUAUUUUAGAAUGUUUUAUAAAUUAUAUCUCAGGGAUUAAAUUUGUGAUAAUCUUUUAAAUUACUGUGAGAAGGCAAUUUAAACUGUUUAAAGCUUGAACACGCCUUAUUACCAUGUGUAAACUUGAAUUUUUUUAGAAAGGCAGAAAGACUAAACUGUGUUUUUAUUUAUUUCUAAGAACUAUGAUUUAUUUGAAUGCCAUUAAACAAAGAAUUUUCCUGAA
Bubalus bubalis (water buffalo) is the source of this 2506-nucleotide messenger RNA. RefSeq names its product ALG6 alpha-1,3-glucosyltransferase (gene ALG6). Bases 462 to 1886 code for a protein of 474 amino acids. The transcript has 16 exons. The record is from RefSeq and is a predicted model, not a curated record. Lineage: Eukaryota; Metazoa; Chordata; Mammalia; Artiodactyla; Bovidae. Gene Ontology annotation, molecular function: dolichyl pyrophosphate Man9GlcNAc2 alpha-1,3-glucosyltransferase activity. Gene Ontology annotation, biological process: protein N-linked glycosylation. Gene Ontology annotation, cellular component: endoplasmic reticulum membrane.